UGUGACAUACCCUAAUGGUAGUAAUGGAACUACCUUUAUCAGCUGUAAUAAAUUUCAUGGAAGUAUUCUACUGUGAAAAGUUCUUUUAGAUGAAAUGAUUCUAUGUUAUUUGGAAUAAUGAAUUACAUGCCUAUAAAAUAUAUAGUUUGGAUCUUAAUUUAUAUUUUCCUUCCUGGAAUACAAUGUCAAAGUCACGCUACUGUACAAAAUCUGUAUUCUCAUUUGUUAACAAACUACACCAAAAGGAUAAUGCCAUUAGCUGAUCAUUCUCAACAGCUAAAUGUUGGGGUAGACUUUUACUUAAAUUCUUUCGUAUCCAUCAGUGAAGUUGACGAAACCAUUUCCAUCAUGGGAUGUGUGUUACUAAAUUGGACUGACCCAUCGCUCCAGUGGGACUUUUUGUCUUUUGACAACUUGUAUGUUAUAGUAAUAGACCCAUCUGACAUCUGGACACCACAAAUGUUUCUUGCAAAUGUGGUAGAUGAUAUGGAACCUAUUGGACAUGGAGUUACGUUUUAUUCUACUCUACUUUACACUGGAGAGGUUUACUAUAGCCCAGGAGGAAUAAUGAAGGCGAAGUGUCCUACUAAUGUUGCAAAAUUUCCUUUCGACACACAGGAAUGUAAUUUAUUUUUUUUCAACUGGGGAAUAAUAGAAUCUAAGUUAACAUUGUCCGCUUUGCCUGACCAAGCGAGGUUAGACUGGUAUACUCCGAAUUCGGAUUGGACCCUUUUAGAAUAUUCAACAUUUGUAGAGUCAUACAACGAUUAUAGCAGGUUCAACGUAAAUAUAAAAAUCAAGCGUAAGCCUUUGUAUUACGCCGUGAUGAUGAUUUUACCAACUCUGCUAUUUGCUCUCUUGAAUCCCUUGGUGUUCGUUAUUCCAGUGGAAUCAGGUGAACGUGUUUCUUUAGCAAUGACAAUAUUACUUUCCUAUGCCAUAUUUUUAACUUUAGUGUCCGCCUCUAUUCCAACAUCUUCCAAUCCAAUGUGCGUACUUUUAGCUGUCAUGAUAACAAUAAUUUCACUUAGUGGUUUUAUUGUCGCCAGUGUCAUAGUUAUUUCUAAAUAUUAUUUUGCGGAAACAACAGUGGAAUUCAAUUCACCACUGAAGAGAUUGGCAAAAUGGAGGUUGAAGAAAAAACGAAAUGUUGUAUUACCGAUGGAUGAUCACAAGAAACAGAUUGAUGGAAUAGAUAUAAAAAUAUCGGAAGUCAACACCGAGUGGGAUACCAUGGCGAGAAGGAGAAGAGAAUAUUUUUGGAUCCACCAACUCCACACUUUAGAACCUGAUGGUCUUAACGAAAAAGAUGAGAAAACAUACAGGAAAGAUAAAGAAUAAUUUAGUACACAGCAUCGUCCUUUUUAUCCUGUAAUAUUGGCCAAUGGACGUUGCUAACUUCAACUACCAAUUUUGUAAAAAUCUUGAACUUCAUCCAAAUUAUGUAUUAUUUUCAAGGCAGCUAAAUUCAAUCGCAACAUAUACAUUGAGCAUUUCACCUGGAUAGAUCCACGCUUGAUAAAGCUAGUUAGUCUAGCGAAAUAUUGCGUUUAUUUUCAUCAUUUUGUAAAUAUUUUAAACAUUCUUAUAUUUACAUACUAAAUAGUGUGUUAAAAUUACAUUGUUAGGCAAUCUAUAUAUAUAUAUAUAUAUAUAUCAAAUUGCAA
This is a messenger RNA of Mytilus californianus (California mussel), 1667 nucleotides long. RefSeq names its product acetylcholine receptor subunit beta-type acr-3-like. The transcript has 2 exons. Bases 103 to 1341 code for a protein of 412 amino acids. Lineage: Eukaryota; Metazoa; Mollusca; Bivalvia; Mytilida; Mytilidae. Gene Ontology annotation, cellular component: synapse; membrane; neuron projection. The record is from RefSeq and is a predicted model, not a curated record. Gene Ontology annotation, molecular function: transmembrane signaling receptor activity; extracellular ligand-gated monoatomic ion channel activity; neurotransmitter receptor activity. Gene Ontology annotation, biological process: signal transduction; regulation of membrane potential; chemical synaptic transmission.